Messenger RNA from Hypoxylon fragiforme, 1253 nucleotides. RefSeq lists its product as uncharacterized. Gene Ontology annotation, biological process: regulation of transcription by RNA polymerase II. The coding region runs from base 215 to 1138 and encodes 307 amino acids. Gene Ontology annotation, molecular function: RNA polymerase II cis-regulatory region sequence-specific DNA binding; DNA-binding transcription factor activity, RNA polymerase II-specific. The transcript has 2 exons. The record is from RefSeq and is a predicted model, not a curated record. Lineage: Eukaryota; Fungi; Ascomycota; Sordariomycetes; Xylariales; Hypoxylaceae.
AUUCGAAUGUACGAAAGGGGUAUUCACCCUCGAGACUCACCUAACCUACCUUGUAUAUCACUACAGCUGUUGGGGUUAGCCAUAUAACCUUAUUCUCUCACAUAAGCCAUUCAUAUCGACAGAAGCAGAAGGAGAAGAAGGGGAGAAAAGAAGAAGAAUACAACCAAUUAAAACCUACUACAAGAAAAAGAAACUUGCUUCCCUCUCCCCUAACAUGGCAGGCAUCGACGUGUCCACCAGUCUUCCAAGAAAGUAUGAACAAUGGUCAGAGGACGUGCCCACCGCUUGGGCAUCACCCAUGUUCACAUCACCCUUCGGUGAGGGCAACCUUAUAUCUGAUUUCCAAUGGGCCAAUCCUGGUAACAAUUCAGACGAAUUCUGUAGAGCAAGCCCGCACGUCAGUCUGGAGGAGUUGGGACAUGGCCUAGAAGCUAGUGAUAAUUAUACUCAAGCUGGUUUCACCACUUCCGACAAUACCGGCCCCAGCCCGGGACAAGCCUCAGAACUCAACUCGUUUAGAUUCGACACCCCUGCACAGACGACGGGACAGUUCGACCCGCCGCAGUCGAAUCACCAUCAUGUCCUCAUGACGCGCAAAAGGGGAUCCGAAGAUGAGGAAAGUGAAGUCACGAAUUGUGGUGUCGGAGAGGCGCUGUACGACGAAAACGUCGUGUCUCCACUCGCCGAGACGAUAUCCAAUUACCACCACCACCAACGACUCUCGCAGAGUUCCGUAGCGACCCCCACAGUAAUUUCGCCCGGUUCUGAAUCAUCCGUAAAUUGGAUGGCAGACAGUACCGGUACGGGAGAUCAAAUGUCUCCCCCCUCACCAGUCUGCAGCUCCGGCGGCAAAGCCUCGUCACUGUGCAACUCCCCGCCCUCUAUUACCAAGAGCCGGCGCAACCGGGAGCGGAACCGGGUGGCAGCGCACAAGUGUCGACAGAAGGCGAAGCAGAGCAUGAGCGAUCUGCAGAUCCAGGAGCGCGAAUUGAGCAAGCACAACCGCAUGCUGCAGGACCAUGCUGGGUGUCUGCGGGACGAGAUUCUCGAUCUCAAGAACGAGAUCCUGCGGCAUAGCGGUUGCGACAGCGAUAUCAUCCAGAAUUACAUCGCGCGGGCCGCGCGCGACGUGCACUAAGUUUUAUAUAUUGUAAUACCAAACUUGGUUGGAGUGGAGGCAACAACAACAUGAAAAGACGGCAUUCAUUCGACUAACGAACGAACGGGCGAACGGGCGAACGGAUGGGUAGGGA